Messenger RNA from Eleginops maclovinus (Patagonian blennie), 1228 nucleotides. RefSeq lists its product as uncharacterized. Bases 1 to 1104 code for a protein of 367 amino acids. NCBI's taxonomy places the organism in Eukaryota, Metazoa, Chordata, Actinopteri, Perciformes, Eleginopidae. Gene Ontology annotation, molecular function: nucleic acid binding. The transcript is spliced from 3 exons. The record is from RefSeq and is a predicted model, not a curated record.
AUGCCCCCCGGAGGGCAGGCACCUGUCCUGGUUACCAGAGAGCGGUGGGUGUCAGUCACCGAGACUGACACCAAAAAAGGAGUGGAAGUGAGGCGUAAUCAGACCGACAUAGACCAAGUGAUAGCCUUCGUGCAGGAGGAACUGAGGGGAAAUGACCAGAUGCAGCGGUAUCGUUGGCUGCACCUUCGAGCAGUUCAGAGGGGAUUGGUAGUCUCGCAAGAAACAGUAAGGCAGAUCAUCAAAGCACUUGAUCCACACGGGGUAGAAAUGAGACGGGCGCAUCGUCUGAGGCGGCGUCUGUAUACAACCCGCGGGCCUAAUGCACUUUGGCAUAUGGAUUCAUAUGACAAAUUGAAGCCAUUUGGGAUUUGCAUCAACGGGUGCAUCGAUGGCUACAGUCGUUAUGUCUUAUGGAUGGAGGCUUACACCACCAAUAAUGAUCCCAAAGUCAUUGCUUCCUACUACCUCCAGUGUGUUGAGCGUGUUGGGGGCUGUCCAGAGCGGCUGCGAGCUGACAGGGGCACUGAGAACGGUCACGUUGAGGGCAUGCAAAACUUCCUAAGAAGAGAACACGGCGAUGCAUUUGCCGGCGAAAAGAGCUUCCUGUACGGCCGCAGCACUGCAAAUCAGCGCAUCGAAUCCUGGUGGGGUAUCCUUCGAAAGCAGAGCGUCCAAUUUUGGAUGAGCCUUUUCAAAUCGGUGCAAGAUGCUGGUCACUUCUCCGGGGAUUUUGUGGAUAAGAGUCUCAUGCAAUUUUGCUUCCUCGAACUAGUUCAGAAAGAGCUGGACGAGGUUGUACGGACAUGGAAUUCUCAUCGAAUCAGACCAGUUCCAUCCAGGGGUGACUCUGGGGGUCGCCCAGUCCUACUCUACACAGCCCCACAGAUUUUUGGUGGAGAGGACAGACUGAAGUUGUUUGAUCAAGAGGAGAUCGACCUUUGCAAGGAGGAGUGCAGACCCAAGGGUCAAUUGCCUUGUGAUGAAGAUGUCUUUGAUCUGUCAGUGUUGCUGAUGCAGGAAAAUGGAUGGGACACUCCUAAAGAUGCGUUUGAUGCUGCUGAACUGUACACACUGUUACGAGAGGAGAUACGAAAUAAUCUUUGAGGACUGACUGCCAUCUCCUCUGCCCCCACUGCUGUGCCCAUCACCACCGUCUCGGCUGCUGUGCCCAUCUCCUCUGCCUCCACUGCUGUGCCCAUCUCCACUGCUGUGCCCAUCUCCUCUGCCU